Prunus dulcis (almond) is the source of this 2002-nucleotide messenger RNA. RefSeq names its product F-box protein At1g47056-like. Gene Ontology annotation, cellular component: SCF ubiquitin ligase complex. The coding region runs from base 227 to 1828 and encodes 533 amino acids. Gene Ontology annotation, molecular function: protein binding. Gene Ontology annotation, biological process: SCF-dependent proteasomal ubiquitin-dependent protein catabolic process. The transcript has a single exon. The record is from RefSeq and is a predicted model, not a curated record. NCBI's taxonomy places the organism in Eukaryota, Viridiplantae, Streptophyta, Magnoliopsida, Rosales, Rosaceae.
UUAUCUCCCAAGUGGAAAUAUGACUAUUCCAUUUGCCAAACAACCAAGGAAAAAAUAGAAAAGAAAAGUUUGACAGAAAAUGCCAAAUGCAAUCCGAUUUCAAGUCCGCCCCUCAAACAUUUCCAGAGAGGUUGCCAGUGGCUCAGAAGCGCUCCUCUGCGGUGCUAUUUACGAUUAACCACGCCCAGGUGGCAAAGCUCGACCGUUGAUUCCCGAUUGGUCGUGGAUGGGCCAGUCAGCUUCGGCGGCCGCAAUCCCAAGUCGCCGUGAAAGCAACCGCGACAGCCAUCGCUCCAAGCCCAAAUCAACGGCUGCGAUCUGCCCCAUGGAGGCCGAGGACGAAUCUUCUGAGAUCGUCAACGCGGCCUAUGGCUUCAUCUCCGAUCUUCCGGACGAGUGCUUGGCUUGUAUAUUUCAGUCCCUCGGCUCCCGCGAUCGGAAACAAUGCUCUCUGGUCUGCCUUCGGUGGUUGAGGAUCGAGGGACAGAGCCGUCACCGUCUCUCCCUCGACGCCAAAUCAGAUCUCCUCCCUUUUAUCCCUUCCCUCUUCUCUCGCUUCGACGCCGUCACCAAACUCGCUCUCAAAUGUGACCGCAAAGUUGUUAGCAUCGGCGACGAAGCGCUCGCCCUCAUAUCUCUGCGCUGCCGUAACCUCACGCGCCUAAAGCUCCGCGCGUGCCGCGAGUUGACCGAUGCCGGCAUGUCGUCGUUCGCCAAAAAUUGCAAGGCCUUGAAGAAGCUGUCGUGCGGGUCGUGCACGUUCGGAGCUAAAGGAAUGAACGCAGUGCUUGACAAUUGCUCGGCUCUGGAAGAGUUAUCGGUGAAGCGGCUUCGCGGCAUCACGGACGGAGCCGCAGCCGAGCCGAUCGGGCCCGGCGUAGCUGCCUCGUCGCUCAAAACGAUUUGCCUCAAAGAGCUCUACAAUGGACAGUGCUUCGGUCCUCUCAUAAUGGGCGCGAAGAAUCUGAGGACUCUGAAGCUUUUCAGGUGCUCUGGCGAUUGGGACAAGCUUCUCCAGGUGAUAGCAGAGCGAGUCACCUCCAUGGUUGAGAUCCAUCUAGAAAAGCUUCAGGUCAGUGACGUUGGCCUCGCUGCCAUCUCCAAUUGUUUGGAUCUGGAGAUUCUACACCUGGUCAAGACCCCUGAGUGCACAAAUGUAGGUUUGGUCUCGGUCGCCCAACGCUGUAAGCUUCUACGGAAGCUUCACAUUGAUGGCUGGAAGGCCAACCGAGUCGGAGACGAAGGUUUGGUCGCGGUGGCCAUGAGCUGCCCUAACCUUCAGGAAUUGGUGCUCAUCGGUGUCAAUCCAACGAGAGUGAGCUUGGAGACUCUAGCUUCGAAUUGCCCAAACCUAGAGAGACUGGCAUUGUGCGGAAGCGACACCGUCGGCGAUGUCGAGAUUUCGUGCAUUGCGGCGAAAUGCGUAGCUUUGAAGAAGCUUUGCAUCAAGAGCUGCCCGGUUUCGGACAUCGGCCUCAAAGCGUUGGCCAGUGGGUGCCCUAAUAUGGUGAAAGUGAAGCUCAAGAAAUGCAGAGGAGUGACAGCGGAGGGUGCCGAUUGGUUGAGGGCAAGCAGGCCUGCGUUGGCUGUGAAUUUAGAUACAGGGGAAACAAUCCCAGACGCCAGUGCCAGUGACGGUGGGGCCAACGAUAAUAACGCCGUCGAAUUGCCGGUGGCGUUGGCCAUCCAACCGGUGUUUCUGGGUAUUGCGUCAUCGAGCAGUACGGGGCGGUCGACGACCUCGUUUAAGUCGAGAUUGGGACUAUUGACUGGGAGGAAUUUUGUGGUUUGCGCCCUGAGAAGGUGGUCAAGUCGGAAUAAUAGUUAGUGUUCUAUUGAACUAUACACAGAACAAGCUUCCUGGAGCCGUGUCCAUUGCUCAUUGCUCAUUGUUUUUUUUCCUGUAUUAUUUGGAUUCUGACUUUCUUAUGUACUUAAUUUGAUGCUGUGUGCUGUUUAUUGUCUUUUGUCAAUCCAAUCUUUCUUCCUCCUUUUGUUUUUU